Homarus americanus (American lobster) is the source of this 687-nucleotide messenger RNA. RefSeq lists its product as uncharacterized. Bases 55 to 672 code for a protein of 205 amino acids. The record is from RefSeq and is a predicted model, not a curated record. The transcript has 6 exons. Gene Ontology annotation, molecular function: oxidoreductase activity. Lineage: Eukaryota; Metazoa; Arthropoda; Malacostraca; Decapoda; Nephropidae.
UGCUACCUACCUUGGUAAAGACAGUGUCACCUUCAGGCUCGUGUGGUAAGGAGUAUGGCUGUCGUCACCGAGAAGUACCAGUUUACCCCUCCUGAUAACUUGGGAACCAAGUUCUUGGAGGAUGAGGUGGAGAGGUUCGUGGUGGACUGCAUGAUGGUCUUGGGUGUCCCCCGGAGUAAUGCCACCAGCCUUGCCCAGGUCCUGGUGGCUGCUGAUGUACGAGGUCACUACAGCCAUGGUCUCUACAGAGUAGAUAUGUAUGUAAAUGACCUUCGGAAAAAUCUCUGUGACGGAGGUGCGGCACCCACAAUAGUGAAGGAGAGUGUUUCCACUGCUUUUGUCGAUGGCAACAAUGGACUUGGGCCGGUUGUGGGGAACUUCUGCAUGGACCUGGCCAUCAAGAAAGCUAAAGCCACUGGCAUUGGUUGGGUGUGUGCUAAAGGCAGCAACCACUUCGGCAUUGCUGGCUGGUACACCAUGACAGCUGCCAAGCAGGGACUGUUGGGUAUGAGUUUCACAAACACUUCCUCACUGGUGGUUCCAACACGUGGCAAAGAGGGUGUUAUGGGAACCAACCCAUUAUCUCUGGCUGCUCCAGCCAAAGGUGAUGAUAGUUUUGUGCUUGAUAUGGCAACCAGUGUGGUGGCACUUGGCAAGGUGAGAAACUGUUAAUGUAUCUGUCAGUCC